Messenger RNA from Erythranthe guttata (spotted monkey flower), 1822 nucleotides. RefSeq names its product F-box/kelch-repeat protein At3g23880. The record is from RefSeq and is a predicted model, not a curated record. Gene Ontology annotation, molecular function: protein binding. NCBI's taxonomy places the organism in Eukaryota, Viridiplantae, Streptophyta, Magnoliopsida, Lamiales, Phrymaceae.
UUGUUCAAUUUAAUCUUAUUUGUAACGUGAUUAAUUCAAUUUAAUCUAAUUCAAUUUAAUCUCACCUGAUCUAAUUUCAAGUGAACGAGAUCUUAUUAAACUAGGUUUGUUCACAAUAUAAAUUUGCUGGUUUCAACGCUGUAUUCUCAGGAAGAAAAAACGAAAACAAAUCUAGAAUGCGAAAGCGAAUAAACUUGGAGCAGGAAAUUCCUGAAGAAAUAAUCGAAGAAAUCUUGUUCCAUCUCCCAGUGAAAUCCCUGUUGAGAUUCAAGUGCGUUUCAAAACGAUGGCGUUCGUUCAUCUCCAGUGAAUAUUUCAUCAAGAGACACCUCAGCAAAUCGCGCGCCGACGAAAAAGAUAACGGUAGUAAGUUCAUCUUCAGCUUCGAAGGUAAACAAAACAAUUCAUCGACCCGUUUCUUGAGUGUCGGGUCGUCGUUCUCUCUUGACGACGAUGAACCCAUCGUCACGACUAGUUUGGAUAUUCAAAUUCGACCCGAGACCGAAAUUCAGGUCGUGGAAUCAUGCAACGGGCUAGUACUCGUCGAAAAUAUUUAUACGGGACAUUUAAUUUGCUGGAACCCUUCAACUAGAAAAACCAAACACAUUGAAAAACCCUUCGGUUUCGGUAGUGGCAAAGUAGGAGGAUACGGGUUCGGGUACAACGAGUCGACGGACGAGUACAAAGUUGUCUGCUUUAGGACGGACGAGUACAAAGUUGUCUGCUUUAGAUACAUGGAAUCUUUUGAGCCACGGACGCAUGCGCAUAUGUAUAGUUCCAAGACUGAUUCUUGGAAAGGAAUCGAGGAUUUGGAUAAGCAUGUCUCGGGAGGUGCCGGUAAGUUUGUCAACGGAAGGCUGCAUUGGUUGGUUUUCGGAUACGCCGGCUGGGAAAUUGUUGCUCUUGAUUUGGUGGAGGAGAAAUACGAAACUGUGGAUUGGCCGGUGAGCUUUCCGGAGAUCGAUUUGUUCCCACCGUACUUGGAGAAUACGGGAGGCUGUCUUACUUUGAUGGAUUUCAACAGAUACACGGAUGCGAUGAGUGUAUGGGUUAUGACAGAGUAUGGUGCGCGAGAAUCUUGGACUAAGAUUUGGACAUUUCCGAAUUCUUUCGAUCCUCCGAUAGAGCACGAAUGUGGUAGUCCAACGCCGCCGUUGUGUUUGAAGAGGAAUGGAGAUGUUGUGGUGGCUUUUCGAUCGGAGAUUGUUGCUUACAAUGGUGAAAAUUUGUUGCGGUGGUCUCAAGUUGAUAAGUUUGAUCGUUUGAUUGGCUCUAUUUCUUAUGUUGAAAGCUUAGUUUCACCUUUUGGUAGUGACGAUGACGAAACGGCCAGUUGGAUGAUGACGAUAUGAAUGAAGUUGCUAAUGAUUAUGUUGGAUUUCAAUAAAACUAUGUGUUUUGAGUUUUUCCGUGUAUUUAUCUUCUUUUUUUUUUAUUUUCAAAUCCUCUAGUUUAGAUUUCAAUAAAACAAUAUGUGUUUUGAAUUUUUCCAUGUAUUUUAUCUUCUUUCUUUUACUUUCAAAAGUUAGUCAUCGUGCGUACAUUUAAAUCUCUAUAAAUUAAUGCAAUCUGGAUUGACAAAAUUUUGUUAAUUUGUUAAUAAGUGACCCAGUAUGGGACUAUAGGUAAUUCCUACUGUCACAUGAGAUGAAUGUGAUGUUGGUAAACGUCGGACUAAAAUUGCAAUCUCAAUUGUAUGAGGACAAAAAUCAAAUAAGUGGAAUAGUAUAAGGGCCAAAGUGGUAACUAUCCCGACAUCACGUGCGACUGACGUAACAAUUCCAUCCAUUUUAACCGAGAAAAUUGACAAGAAGACGUAAUG